AUGAAUUUUAUGUCGUCAUCAUCGUUGAAAAUUUAUUUGUCAUUUUUAUUUAAUAUCCGUUCGGUAUUAAUUAGUUUUGCUAAAGAAACGUGUACAAUAUCAAAAUUUCUUUGUUAUCAAUGUGAUUCACGUACGGACGAUUAUUGUCGUGACCCAUUUGACAUGAGACGAGCAAAUCGCACUCUUGAGUGCGCAGAUUAUUGUGUAAAAUUUUUGCAUUAUGAUAAUAUGACAAAUAAUGGUGUUUUUAUUCGUCGUGGUUGUGUAAAUGAUUAUUUACUUUAUCGUCUAAGCAAAAUUGAUGUUUGCUAUAAACAUACAACUUCGUCCACCUUUGCACAGGGAAGAUUUUGUAUGUGUGCAAAAGAAAUGUGUAACAUAGGAAUAUCACACAAUCAAUCUAAACUAUUAUUAAUCAUUAUUCUUAAAUUUUUACAUCAUUGUUAUCAAAGGAUAUUUUCGUAUUGUAAUGAUGAUUAUAUUCAGCAAUUUCAUAUUUUUUAG
Didymodactylos carnosus is the source of this 504-nucleotide messenger RNA. NCBI's taxonomy places the organism in Eukaryota, Metazoa, Rotifera, Eurotatoria, Philodinida, Philodinidae. The record is from the annotation of a GenBank genome assembly.